GGCAGCAAAUAGUAUAUGGGGCAAGUCUUUGAGAGAGUAUUUCUGCGUUGAUAUCUCAGCUGAUAUGAAUGAUCUAGCUGCUGUGCUGUUAAGAGACGGCAAACAAGAUGGCCGCCCCUGUAUGAAGGGAGUCUUUUUUCGUCAGUUUUUACCUGUAUCACCAAUGAAUAAAUUUGAUGUAAUAAUCUCAUCAUAUUCAUUAAUGGAUCUUCCAUCCGUACAAGAAAGGAUAAACACACUGCGUACUCUGUGGAUCAAAACUGAACACUUCUUGGUUGUCAUAGAGAAUGGCACAAAUGAAGGUUAUAAGACUGUGCUUGAAGCCAGGGACUUAAUUUUACAUGGGGAAAACUACUUGAAAACUAAUAGAAGAAUCAGAAAACUAGAUGCUGAGCAAGAUGAAGAUGAAUUGAAUAAAGAGAGUGAACAGUAUUCCAGCAAUGUGGAUAUGAAACGAGAAUUUGAUAAAGCUGUCAGUAUGAGUAUGAAGAUGAAUGACAAUUGGCCAGUUGGUCAUGUAUAUUCACCAUGUUCACAUGAUUUACCCUGUCCACGGUUAAAUGAUGGUACAGACACUCCAUGUAAUUAUCUGCAAGAAUAUCACCCACUCAAGUUAUCACAGAUGCCAAAACAAGUACAGAAGGAGAAUUUUUCAUAUGUGGUGCUCAGAAAAGGUCAAAGGUCAAAAGGCUGCAAUGAAUGGCCAAGGUUAAUCCGGCCAGUUCUGGUGAAAUCUAAACACAUCCAUUGUCAUAUGUGUUGCCAUGACGGCAGAAUACACCAUACAGUGUUAACAGCAUCUAAGCAUGGAAAGGAUUUAUAUUACUGUGCAAGAUACAGUAAGUGGGGAGACCAACUUCCACUUUCAAUACUUGCUGAAACAAUGAACAAAUCCACUCAGGAGAAUGAUUCUACUCAACACAAGCAAUGCACAGAACCUACUACAGAAGAAGAUUGGUGA
Messenger RNA from Saccoglossus kowalevskii, 961 nucleotides. RefSeq names its product ribosome assembly protein METTL17, mitochondrial-like. The record is from RefSeq and is a predicted model, not a curated record. Gene Ontology annotation, cellular component: mitochondrial small ribosomal subunit. Gene Ontology annotation, molecular function: structural constituent of ribosome; methyltransferase activity. NCBI's taxonomy places the organism in Eukaryota, Metazoa, Hemichordata, Enteropneusta, Harrimaniidae. Gene Ontology annotation, biological process: translation.